AUGAGGGGGGAUCUGUGGCUCCUGCUUGCGGUGCUAAGGGAGGCAGCCGGCGGGCUGAGCCCUGAUCCGGGAGCAGGAGAAGGACCAGGCAGAGGUCCAGGAUGGGAUGCAGGAAAUACAGAGAGGAAGAUGCUGGGCUGGAAGAGAAGGACCCGAGAGAGCACUGGCCGGGCACCUGCACCAGAAAGGAAACAGCUGAGCCAAGACCAAGGUGGGGGCACCCUGGACAUCAAUACAUUCCCUGAGAAUGAGACGAAGAUUGUGGAAGACAACCACAGCUACUACAUUUCUCGAAUGUAUGGCCCUAGUGAACCCCGGACCAGAGAGUUGUGGGUAGAUGUGGCAGAAGCCAACAGAAGUCAAGUCAAAGUCCAUGGAAUCCUUUCUAAUACCCACCGACAAGCUGCAAGAGUGGUCCUGUCCUUUGAUUUCCCAUUCUAUGGCCAUCAUCUGCGGCAAAUCACCAUAGCAACCGGAGGCUUCAUCUUCAUGGGGGAUGUCAUCCAUCGGAUGCUCACAGCCACCCAGUAUGUGGCGCCUCUGAUGGCCAACUUCAACCCUGGAUACUCCCCAAACUCCACAGUCACGUAUUUUGACAACGGAACAGUCUUUGUGGUACAAUGGGACCAUGUCUACCUCCAGGGCCAUGAGAGUACAGGGAGCUUCACUUUCCAGGCAGCUUUGCAUAUCGAUGGCAGAAUCGUCUUUGGUUACAAGGAGAUCCCAAUGUCUGUCCUGGAUAUCAAUUCUACCCAGCACCCUGUCAAAGCUGGCCUGUCUGAUGCCUUCAUGAUUCUCAGUCCAGCCCCUGACGUGCCAGAAUCUCGCCGAAGGACAAUUUAUGAGUAUCAUCGAGUUGAGUUGGACACCAGCAAGGUCACCAGUACAUCAGCUGUUGAGUUUACUCCACUGCCAACUUGUCUGCAACACCAGAGCUGUGAAGUUUGUGUCUCUUCAGACUUGACUUUCAACUGUAGCUGGUGUCACGUCCUCCAGAGGUGUUCCAGUGGCUUUGACCGCUAUCGGGAGGAGUGGUUGGCAUAUGGCUGUGCCCGAGAGGCAGAGGGCAGGACAUGUGAGGAUUUCCAGGAAGAAGAACAUUAUGCCUCAUCCCCUGAGACUUUCUUCACACCCUUUGAUGGAGAAUUCACCACUUCUGCCUCUUCCCUCUUCAUUGACCAUCUCACCACAGAAGAUGAUACGAAGUUGAAUCCGUAUGGGGGAAGAGAUGAUCUACAGAACAAACCUCCUAAAAUAAAGGGUCCUCCAGUGCAUGCAGGGGCCAUUGCGGGCAUUGUGCUGGCCGUCCUCCUAGUUGCAAUCAUCAUCCUGGCUGGGAUUUACAUCAACACUCAUCCUACUUCUAAUGCUGCCUUAUUCUUCAUUGAGCGGAGACCUCAUCACUGGCCAGCUAUGAAAUUCCGAAACCGCACCAGUCAUGGGACCUACACAGAAGUUGAGCCUUCAGGACAAGAGAAAGAGGGCUUUAUGGAGGCAGAACAAUGCUGA
Messenger RNA from Gracilinanus agilis (Agile Gracile Mouse Opossum), 1509 nucleotides. RefSeq names its product plexin domain containing 1 (gene PLXDC1). The coding region runs from base 1 to 1509 and encodes 502 amino acids. The record is from RefSeq and is a predicted model, not a curated record. The transcript has 14 exons. Lineage: Eukaryota; Metazoa; Chordata; Mammalia; Didelphimorphia; Didelphidae.